This is a messenger RNA of Acanthaster planci (crown-of-thorns starfish), 1782 nucleotides long. RefSeq names its product cholinesterase-like. The record is from RefSeq and is a predicted model, not a curated record. Lineage: Eukaryota; Metazoa; Echinodermata; Asteroidea; Valvatida; Acanthasteridae.
AUGGCUGUUCUGAUCCAAGUGUCCCUUAUCGUCUUGACAGCUGUCAGUGUCGAUUGUCAGCCAAGAGUCGCACUCCCUGGCCUGGGCACCGUGGUCGGUGAGACAGUGCACUACUCGCGGGCGACGCACCCGGUCCUCGACACGACCGUGGACAUCUUCAGGGGCAUACCGUAUGCCGAGAAGCCGGCCCGGUUUGCUAAGCCCCAGCCCAAGGUCUGGUCGGGCGAGUGGGAUGCCACUAACUUCAAAGACCAGUGCGUUCAACCUUUAAAGAUAGAUGAAACGAGCGAGGACUGCCUGUAUCUGAACAUAUGGGCACCAAGUGUUAAAUCAAAGGAUUCAGCGGUGAUGGUGUUUUUCCACGGUGGAGGUUAUGUUACGGGAGCUGGUGAUAAAUAUAACGGUUUGCCGCUAGUCGCUUAUCAUGACGUCAUCUACGUCUCAUGCAACUACCGACUGAACUCCUUCGGUUUCAUCAGCACAGGGGACCCUGAGUUGCCUGGGAAUUACGGCCUGUGGGAUCAAGUCGAGGCUCUCAAAUGGGUCAAGAAAUACAUAUCAGAAUUUGGAGGUGACCCCAGCAGGAUAACGAUUUUCGGACAGAGUGCUGGCGGUGGAUCAGUUAGUAUGCUGACUUUGGGAACACCAGCAUGGGAGUUUUACAACAGGGCCAUCGCACAGAGUGGUUCUGCCUUAUCUCCUUGGGUUAUCGAGCUGGACCAGGCAAAAGCAAGGCAGGACGCCUUUGAAGUCGGUAGGUACGCGGGUUGUAACGAGAGUCGAUCAAGCGUCGAGCUAGCUACCUGUCUGAGAGAGGUUGAAGUGGCCAGGCUACGGACAGCAACAACACUGGUUAUCGCACAGACACGGAAUGUCAUUCCCUUCGUUCCCGUUGUCGAUGGUGAGUUCAUCACCGACAGUCCCGCCAAUCUCCUCGACAGGGGAGAAUUCAAAAAGAGUCCGUUCAUGACCGGCACGACGAGGGACGAAGGGACGCUACUGGCAGCCAGGGCUUUUCUGCGGAUGCUCAACGACUCUGACCCAUUCGUAAAUCGGACAGAGUUCGAUUUCAAACUAAGCACGUACAUCUACAGCUAUACGAACGAUCUGAUCCUAGACGCAGUCAGGCAGCAGUACGUUGAUUGGGCCACGGCUGACGAUCCGGAGACCAACUUCUUUGAGACGUUUGUUAGCAUUACGACAGACGAACCAUUUGUGUGUCCAACGGACGCAGUGGCGAGGACGUACGCAAAGACAGGCGCUGACACGUACAUGUACCACAUGACGCACGUGCCAUCUGAACGUAACUUCGGUGAACGAGUACCAUGGACCGACAUCGUCGCUCACUCGGACGAGUUACUCUUUGUCUUUGGCUUCGGGUUACUUGCGGGUAGGGAACAGAACAUCACGGCCGAGGAGGUGAACAUGACUGUUGACACCAUGCGAUACUGGACCAACUUUGCAAAAACUGGCAACCCCAACAUGGGGGACCAAGAUCAUGCUGGCAGCGUGGACGACUCCAAGUUGUGGGCGAGAUUCACCAUUCCAGAUCUGUCUUAUAAGGAGUUGGCUCCGGCCAUGGGUGACCAACGAGCGCUUAGAAGUAUCCAGUGUCAUUUCUGGAACGACUACCUUCCUCAACUCGUGGCAUUGGCCGCGGAAAUGGAGGAAGCACAGUGGAAGUGGCGGGAGGAAUUCUAUAAUUGGCGGGAAAAUGACAUGGCAGUUUGGCGCCAAGCCUACGCCGAGUACACAAAAAUGAUGGAAGGAGGAAUCGUGUAA